Molecule: messenger RNA, 3991 nt
Organism: Hemicordylus capensis (graceful crag lizard)
Lineage: Eukaryota; Metazoa; Chordata; Lepidosauria; Squamata; Cordylidae
Gene: SRMS
Product: src-related kinase lacking C-terminal regulatory tyrosine and N-terminal myristylation sites
Exons: 8
Coding region: 1050-2525 (491 amino acids)
Biological process (GO): cell surface receptor protein tyrosine kinase signaling pathway; protein phosphorylation; innate immune response
Cellular component (GO): extrinsic component of cytoplasmic side of plasma membrane
Molecular function (GO): signaling receptor binding; ATP binding; non-membrane spanning protein tyrosine kinase activity
Source: RefSeq, a predicted model, not a curated record
AGUCUUUGAUCCAGAGAGACGAACUGCAGUUUGGGUCACUAGGAGCACUGUAAACGGGCCCGUCCACCGUGGCUUGAGGUUAGGCUUCUGCCAUUUCUCAAGGUACACCUGAUCGCCUGGCUGGAAAGGGUGUUGUGGUCCCUCUAGUGGCGGCCGUUGCGUUGCCUGUAAAUGAGAAGAAAGAGAAGACAAGGCAGCCGCAAUGCCAACUACAUGUUGUUUCAGCAAUUCUUCUCCCCUGACAUGUAAGUCAGAUACAUCAGCAGAUAGAGGAUUUAGAGAACACACUCUCCCAUACAGAGCUUCAAAUGGUGAGAGCCCACUACGCCCCCGCGGUGUGAUGUGCAUGCGAAAAAGGGUCAGAGGCAAGGCGUCUGGCCAUUUUAGCGAUAGUUCUUGACAUAUCUUCCUCAGGGGUGUCUUCAAGAUCCUAUUUGAGGCCUCUACUCUCCCGGAAGAAGUGGGCCGCCAAGGUGUAUGUAAAUGAUAGCGAAUUCCCAAAUGUCCCGACCCCCAGUUUUGGAAACAUUUUUUGCUUUAGUAGAAUCCUACAGUUUGUUCCAAAUUCUGCUUCUAAUACAUGCCUUAUAAGUGUGUUGUAUGCAAUGCAACUGGCCCGUGACAAAGAGACACAAAUUACCAUGCACUGUGGCAAUAAUAUGGAAAUAAAGGCUAAUUUGGGAGUAGCUCAGAGUGUGAGCAUCUCUGGUAAUAAGCAAGCUUCAGCUCUGGCCGCCUAGACGGAAGUCUUGGCAGGCCCGGACAGAUGACUUCAGCACCGUGCAGCAAACUCGUUACACCUGAUUAUCAAGUCUCACUUUUGGAACUUGGGAGUUCCCAGUUGCCAAGCACACUCAGAUAUCCCGGCACUGAGACAGCAUCUCACAGUGUUUUUGUUUGGUUUUCUGGGGGUGACAGAGGCAUUGUGUAUUCACAGAAUAGAUGAAGCGUGUGACCAUGAAAGCAAUGCUUGCUGCUUUUUUCCCUUUCUUUGAGAAACUCCUUGGAAGAGCAAAGCCACGUUCUGUUUGAGAAAUUCUCGUCAAGGGAUGGACCAAUUCAUCAGGAAGCACCUGGCUUUCCUUAACACUUUCUGGAACAAAUUUUUGCCCAGCGGCAGUCCAGAUAACCAAUCACUGGAUUUCUGGGAGCCAGUCCCAGGAUCUUUACAUCCCACCCUGGAGCCGGACCCUGCAGAGCCCAAUUUCUCUCUUUAUGGCGUGUUAUACGACUACACAGCCAAGAGUGCCGAUGAACUGAGUGUCAACAGAGGGGAUAAGCUCUGCGUUCUCAAAGAAGAGGGGGGCUAUGUCUUAGCAAGACGGAUUUCUGGAGAACCAGUCGUGGGCUACAUCCCUGCCAAUUAUAUCAGCAAGAUCAAUCAGGAACCUCCUGUCCAGCAGUCCUGGUACAUAAGUGGGAUCAGCAGAAACAAAGCCCACCAGCUCCUUCUCUUACCCCCCAAUCAACAUGGCUCCUUCCUCAUCCGGGACAGUGAAAGUAACAGAGGAGAAUACUCUCUUUCAGUUCGGAAUCACAGCAAAGUGAGACACUUCCGGAUCUACAAGAGCCCUGGAGGAAGCUUCUACUUAGAGAAGGGGCACACAUUUCCCAGUCUGGAGCAACUCCUUGCCUAUUACACAAUCAACUGGAAGGCCAUACAGAGCCCAUUACUUCAUCCCUGUGUCCAAAAGAGGUCUUCCAAGACAGACCAGUGGGAACGUCCCCGUUCGGAGUUCCAGCUCUGGAGGAAGAUGGGGGAAGGAUGCUUUGGAGAGGUGUGGGAAGGAACAUGGAAGAACACAGUGCCAGUGGCCAUCAAAAUCAUGAAACAAGCCGACAUGAGGCACGACUUCGCAAAGGAGAUCCAGAACCUCAAGAGCCUGAAGCACACGAGACUCAUCAAGCUCCUGGCCAUCUGUUCCAUGGGUGAACCAGUCUACAUCGUCACUGAGCUGAUGAGGAAAGGGAACUUGCACAGCUACCUCAACAGUUUUGCAGGGAAGGAACUGACUACACAUCACCUGCUCAGCAUCUCUUGCCAGGUGGCUGAUGGGAUGACAUACCUGGAAGAACAGCACAUCGUUCACAGAGACUUGGCGGCCAGAAAUAUCCUGGUGGGGGACGACCUUGCUUGCAAAAUUGCUGAUUUUGGCCUCGCCAGGCUCCUCAAGGACGACAUUUACUCCACCACGAGCAACACCAUGAUCCCUGUGAAAUGGACAGCCCCGGAAGCCGCCAUCUACCAGACCUACUCACCAAAAUCAGAUGUUUGGUCAUACGGGAUUUUUCUCUACGAGGUUUUUACAUAUGGGCAGUGCCCCUAUGAAGGGAUGACCAAUCAAGAAACCAUACAGCAGAUUACCCGGGGCUACCGUCUCCCUCAUCCAAACAACUGCUCUCCUGAAAUAUACAGCAUCAUGUUAGAUUGCUGGAAGGGCAACCCGGACGAGAGACCAACUUUCCUCAGCUUGCGGGAAACACUCUUCUCCAUUUACAAAUGGGCCCAUCACCCAUUCUCUUGAAGGGAAAAUGCCAUCUUCUGGUGUUUAAAUUGGACAGUAAAUCCUACAUCUUCAAAAGGAUAGCUGCUAGAAAUACUUAGCCUUGGGGCAAAGAACAUUUCUGCAUUUGAAGUUGGACUAUAUAUGAAGGCUUUCUUCUCAGGAGGCACAGAGAAACAACCUGAUCCUGGCUAGGGAUCAGGCCCAUUCAGCUUUCCUGGCUGCAUCUGCAGAAGAUAAAUCUAUAUAGAUGUUGCACAGCUAAGAUGUCACUGCAUCUUAUGUAGUAUUCUUCUCAUGCAAGCUGCAGACGGAGAUUGCUUUACUUCAGGGGCUCUCAAACUUGUGUCCAAAGAUAUGGUUGGACCAUAUCUCUCACUCUCAGCCACAAUGGCCAUUGCAGCAGGGGUUGAUAGGGGUUGUAGUCUUAGAAGGUCUGAGGACUCAAGUUUUGAGAACCUUUGCUUUUCUUGCCAUAUGCACAGGUUGAUUAACAUUAUUCAAUAAAUGUGCGCAAAUAAACUGAACGCUGUUAUCAUGUACACAUUAAAAGAGCAAUUAAUGGCUGUCUCAUGGGCAGUCCCAUCAGAUAAGUUACCAUUGUCUCCAUUUUACAAAGGAGGAAGUGAGAGUCAAAAACAAUGGCCUUCAUACAGGAAGAGAGCACCGUGCACGUAAACAGCUUUCCACCAGCACCACCAAUGGCGGAUAUGGACUUGUAUUUUCAUCCUCAUGUAAUGUUCACCCAAGCAUGACUGAACUAUUUGACCUUUUGAGGUGAAUGGGAUACAUGUGCAGAGGUCCCAGUUGUUACAUCUGCCCAUGACAACCAUGGAUCAGGGCCAAUGUCUUGGCCCAUGAAUCAACUGUCACGGAUCAGGGCCAGUGUCUUGCCCAAGGUCAGUUAGUGGAUUUACAGGUAAAGGCUUCAAUACAGCUGUAGUCUCUUAUCACCAACAUCAACACAUGACCCAUUGGUUAACUCACUACCUCCUACAACCAAAGUUCAAUUAAGUUUGAAUACAUUUGAUUAGAUACAAAGUCAGUCAUCAGGAAACAAAAAAAUUAACCACCCUUGUAGUUGAUAAAAUCAUAAUAUCCAGGCAAAAGAAAACAGAACUUAGUCACAACAUGACUUAGAUCAAAUUUUCUCAGGACAAGGGAGUGCAUUAGCUUGCAGAUAUUUUUGCCCGGUUUCCAGUACUGUCAUGAUAAACAAUUAAAUUUGACAGAGGAUAUUUUAGUCCCAGCCAGACAGAAGGAAAAAGAUCCCCCCCCCCCCACAAUCUGAGAUCUCAGAGUGAAUAAAGGGACCAGGUAAAAUCUUCCCCUGCAAGCUUCAAACAAAGGACUGUGGCAGAAAUAAUGAUCAAUAUCUUUUACUUCUCAUUGACUGCAUGCAAAGCUAUUGGUCCAAAGGAAUUUUUGAGAUAUUGCCAGUAUUCUUACAAAAUAUGAUCACUCUUAAUAAACUUGUACUAUAAAGA